UUUUAACUGAGCGAUAUUAUUAGUAAAUUAGAAGUUAAUUGUUGAUGAAGAUCAAACCCGCACCAAAAUGCAUAAGCUUAAUAUUUUCCACCACUGUGGUAAGACGAUGUCGUACUUGUUUAUUAUUAGCAAGUCCGGAUGCAAAUGAGAUUGGGCCAACACAAGCUGUCUUCAAAACUCAAAGCCCAACUCAAACCCAAAAGAAACAUACUUAACUUCCAAUUCAGGCCAGCCCAAAUACACAGCCCAACAGAAAAUCUUGAAACCCAACAAACCCAAACCCAAACCCAAAUCCACCCACCCUCCCCUGCCCCGCGCCGCAUUGAGUCCAUCACCACCAUUGUUGAAACCAGGUAGCCUUGGCAGCUGCUGCAGCUAUACCUCCUAUCGAAUGGCUUCGGGAACCGACGUCGUUUCACCUGCAGCUAAACCCGCUCUUCCCUCCGCCGUCUCCAUUUCCGGGGCUGUAGUCCCCCGUUUUCCUCUCCGCCGGAUGCCAUACACUCCGACGCAUUAAGCUCCUUGACUGUCUCUGCUAUGCAUUCACUCUGAUAUGUAUCGUAGUCUUGGCGUUCACCGCCUCAUAUACCGGAGCCGCAUAGUGUACUACGUGAAAACUGGCCUCAUCGAUCAAGCACUACAGGUGUUCGACGAAAUGACCCACUCGGACUGCCGGGUCUUCAGCGUCGACUACAACCGCUUCAUCGGCGUACUCGUCAAGCACUCGCGGUACGAUCUCGCCGAGCACUACUACUACGAAAUGGUGCCGAAGGGGUUCUCAUUGGACCCCUUUACUUACUCAAGGUUCAUUUCUGGCUUGUGCAAGAUUAGAAAUUUCACCCUCAUUGAGAAGCUUCUUCGAGACAUGGAUAGGAUUGGGGCAUUGCCUGACAUCUGGGCUUUCAAUAUAUAUUUGAAUCUUCUGUGCCAAGAAGACAGGAUGGAUUUCGCUUUGGAAUUGCUUCAUAGGAUGGUUGACAAAGGAAGAGAGCCGGAUGGUGUAUCGUAUACUAUAAUUAUUGAUGGGUUGUGUAAAGCUGGACAAUUUGAUACGGCAGUUGAUAUUUGGAAUGGUAUGAUUAAGAAAGGGUUCAGGCCUGAUAACAUUGCGUGCACGGCGCUGGUUGUUGGGUUGUGCAAGGGUGGGAAGGUUGAUUUGGCUUAUGACCUUGUCAUUGAUGAAGUGAAGGGUAGUGUUAAUUUUAGUAGUUUGAUUUAUAAUGCGUUGAUUAGUGGGUUUUGUCGUGCCGGUAGGAUUGAUAAGGCACAAGCAAUCAAGUCAUUUAUGAAGAGAAAUGGUUGCGAGCCAGAUUUGGUUACUCACAAUGUGUUGUUGAAUUAUUGUUGUAAUCAGUUCAUGUUGGAGGAGGCUGAGAAGUUGAUGAAGAAAAUGGAGAGGGGUGGGAUGGAACCUGAUGUGUAUAGUUAUAAUCAGCUUCUCAUGGGCCUUUGUAAAGUUAAUAGACCGGAUAAGGCGUAUUUGUUGAUGAGAACUAGGAUGGAGCCAAAGGGGUUGUGUAAUGUUGUGUCGUACAAUACCAUCAUUACAUCAUUUUGCAAGGCAAGCCGUACCCGAAGUGCCUACAAAUUGUUUGAGGAAAUGCGUCACAAGGGCACUGUGCCAGAUUUGGUUACAUUCACUAUUCUUAUAAAUGCCUUUUUAAGAGAAGGUAGUUCAGAGAUAGCCAAGAAGCUUCUUGAUCAGACAACAGCGAUGGGUCUGUUGCUUGACUGUAUAUUUUACACUACAAUAGUUGAUCACCUAUGUAAGAAUGGGAAGAUUGAAAUGGCUUAUAGUGUUUUCAGUGAAAUGUUUGAGAAGGGAAUCACCCCUGAUGUGAUUUCAUAUAAUGCUCUCAUUAACGGGCUGCUCAAGGCUUCUAAAGUGAGUGACGCUAUGCAUCUCUACGAGGAAAUGCAGACUAGAGGGUGUAGUGCUGACGGGGUAACUUUUAAAUUGAUAAUUGGAGGUCUCAUAAGGGAGAAUAAGCUGUCAGUCGCUUGUAGGGUAUGGGAUCAGAUGAUGGAAAAGGGCUUUACUCUUGAUGGAGCUUUCUCCAAGACUCUGGUUAAUGCCAUCAAUUCAAAAGAUGCUGCAUGAAAAUGCUAAACGAGUCAAUAGUAAGAGGCACUUGUUAGAGAGGAUUUCACCUCAUCAAGCCUGGUCUUGUUACCACCUUGUGCUCUUUCUGGCAAGCUACAAACAACUCAGGUACGAGCUUGUAGGAUUGAUUUAUGUACAUAUAUUGCCUUUUGAUAUGAAGAUAAGUACAGGUAUUCUGCUGUUUGUGAGUGUCGUCAAACAAUAUGCAUGGGUGUGAAUGAGGACGUGGGGGGAAGAUAGACAAGGGAGCCAUGGAUGUUUAGCCUUUACAUUGUGUGCUGAAUAAGUGUAAAGAUAUCCUGGAUAUAUUCCAGUGUUUAUGACAAUAUAUUUCACCGUCAUUAAAAAUUGACAGUGGCACUAUCAUAGUAGAAGGAUGUGUCCAUGUAUGAUUUGCCUCCCUAACUUGACGCAUUCUGCUAAAAAUGCCAAAAGGUACUUCAACCUACUUUGUUCUUUUCUUUGUCCUGAGGGACAAUAGAUAAUGCAAGCGGGCUUUGCAAGAACCAGACUACUUCAAGGUAAUUGCUUACCUUUCCUCUCAUUCUAGUUUUAUCACUCCCAAUUUGUCCAAGGAAGGUCAACUAAGGGGAUGCCUAAUGAAGAUUUCAGAACUACAUAUUGAUUCGGUAUCCUUAUUAAUUUCUGGACUGAUGAAGUCAACCUUUAAUUAUGGCUGAGUUCUUGGUCUUGAUUACAUGCCUAGCCUUAAGUGUUAUUUACCAAUAUAGUUCUGAAGCAAUCUAGAGUUUUGAUUCUCGUUUUCAUUUUUGAAGUAAGAUGAGAUGAUGUAAGCAAUCUAGAGUUCAGAUUCUCGUUCCCUUUGUUCUUUAUUUUCUUAGGGUGCACCGUGACCCUCUUGUGCUUAUAGAUGACAUGCAGAGGCUGCAGAUAAUUUUUACGAAUGCUAAUGUGAGAGCACUAUUAGUUUGGGCGUGAAAAUGCUGAAGUACGGCUUCUUAUUCGAAAUGCAGGAUUAGCAGAGAGAACAACCAAAAAUUUCGGCCGUGUCCUCGUGAAGAAAAGCGGAAUAAAGAAGCUUGGGCAUCCUUGCCUUGCUGGAGUCUUGAGGAUGGAAGAAAGCAACGAGAACUUCCAAGGAAUCACUACUAGUUUUCACAGUUACAACACACCUGCUGACCGGGACUCCGAGUCACAUCACAACAUCAUUCGGUAACGAUUAAAGAUGUUCUCUGUUCAUGAACAAGUUAGUGUUGAGUGGUAUAUUUGGCAGAGAGAGUGUUUAUAUCCAGUUGAAGUCUGUAUCUUCUGUAGCAUUUAGCUUUAGGCAAGCUGGGUAUCAGGGGUAAAUAUGUAAAUUGGAUGCCACUCUAAAAUACUCAGAACUCGGAAGCACAUACAGAAAAAGUUGUCACGGAAGAUGACUUGCGUCCCACGCUUAGCUACAUUUUGAUUCUUUGCCUUUUCAAAAAAAAAUAAUCCUUGAAGUUUUCUUCAAGUCAUUCUCUAA
Malus domestica (apple) is the source of this 3575-nucleotide messenger RNA. Lineage: Eukaryota; Viridiplantae; Streptophyta; Magnoliopsida; Rosales; Rosaceae. The record is from RefSeq and is a predicted model, not a curated record.